This is a messenger RNA of Fusarium odoratissimum NRRL 54006, 2469 nucleotides long. RefSeq lists its product as uncharacterized. The transcript is spliced from 4 exons. Lineage: Eukaryota; Fungi; Ascomycota; Sordariomycetes; Hypocreales; Nectriaceae. Gene Ontology annotation, molecular function: zinc ion binding; oxidoreductase activity. The coding region runs from base 393 to 1244 and encodes 283 amino acids. The record is from RefSeq and is a predicted model, not a curated record.
UGACUAUAAACGCCAUGCUUAUCGCCUUCAUGGUCACGAAUUCAGAACUUUCAUUGGUCCAAGCACACGUCACAUUCAAACUUCAACCCAUAACGUGCAGAGUAGUUGCAGGUUUAUCAUGAUACCCCACUACAAUACGGAUACCACAAAUCCUGCUAUCUUCCGCCGAUGGCGGAACACGCAACCCCACCUCGGUCCUCACAAAACUAUGUAAUUGAUCUUUGAGUGAAGUUACAACAACUGAAUCGGUGUUUCUUUCGAAGCAACAAGCCCCCUUCGCGAGGAGUUUGCUGUACAAUUUGCGCCAACACAGGCAACUAUACGCGUAGUCAGUUGUCUAAGCCAAUCUCACAACAUCGUCAAUGACCUUUACAAACCCGUAAACCAACAUCAUGUCUUUGCCAUCAACCAUGAAGGCCGUGGUUUUCGAUGGUCUGUAUAAAAUAUCAGUGCAGGAUAGGCCAGUGCCUCAGAUUCGAGAUGAGAGGGAUAUCAUUAUCAAAGUUCAUGCCGCUGGCUUGUGUGGAUCGGAACUUCACAUCUACCGUGGUCAUCAGCCUUCAGAUACUGGCUUCAUCAUGGGCCACGAGUUCACCGGAACGGUCGUCCAGAUUGGGUCAGCUGUAAAGACAAUCAACAUUGGUGACAAGGUCGUUGCUCCCUUUACAGCUUCCUGCGGCAACUGUUUCUUCUGCAACAAUGGUUGCUCAGCCCGUUGCGUUGAGAGCCAGUUGUUCGGCUGUGAAACUCUUGACGGAGGACAAGCCGAGUACGUUCGGAUUCCCAUGGCCGAUGGAACUGCCGUCAAGGCCCCCGGGACUAUCUCAGACCAGGCUCUCCUUCUCAUGGCAGACAUCUUUCCCACCGGAUUCUAUGGUGUAAAGAGCGCCGCAGAAUUGAUCCCUUCCCAGAACAUUCAAGAUGCCACAAUAGUCGUCAUAGGUUGUGGCCCUGUUGGGCUUUGUGCUAUCCUAGCAGCCACCCAUUUCAAGCCUCGCCACCUCUUUGCCAUCGAUAGUGUCGACAGUCGCCUGGAGCAAGCUCGAAAACUGGGUGCAGAGCCCCUGAACUUUGAGACAGAUAGAGCAGGGCUGGAAGCUAGAAUAAAGGAGGUGACGGAAGGACGAGGCGCAGAUAUGGUUGUUGAAGUUGUUGGCCAGUCCCCAGCUUUGAGGACUGCAUUCGAUAUCGUGCGACCUUUUGGUGCUAUUAGUAGCAUUGGUGUCCACAACAAGGAGGUAUGAUACCAGAACAAAAUGCUGGCCAGGGACAGGAGCUAACAUCACAAUGCAGAUUCCGUGGACGGGCGACGAUGCGUAUACGUAUGUAACGCCUUGGGAUGCUUUGUGUAUUGGUCCAAAAGAGAACUGACUGGCUGACCUUGUUGCAGAAAGAACAUUCGAGUGCAGAUGGGUCGCUGCCCAGUCCGCAGCGUCUUUGACGAAGCCCUCAAGUUGCUGGAGCAGAAGCAAGACCAGAUUGGGUGAGUUUUUGAGUUACCGUUGGAGAUGCUUCAACAGCUAACAUCACCCUAAGCUUCUUGUUCGACCACAUCAUGCCGCUCGCACAGGCUCCUGAAGGAUACACUCUAUUUGAGCAGCGUAAGACGCAGAAAGUAGUAUUCACAUUGUAACGCAAAAUACAAGCCCGGAUUAGGAUGUCGACGAUUAGUUUUGUCGAGGCUUGACCAUGCCCUCAUGCAUUAGAUAGUAGACAACCGUGGAAUCGUUAUGCACGAUGGCCAGAAUAAGCCUCUUCUCUCGCGGGCCAUUGCGCUCGAUGGAGUCAAAUAUCUCGGAGAAUCUCUUGAUACACCAUUUCUCUUCGGGAUGCACUGCCAACACCCACUCGAGCUCUGGUGUCUGAUCCAGAGGCUCUCCGGUGGCCCUCUCACGUUCUAGAGCAGCGAUCUGGUCAUCAGGGUGGGUGUAGAGCCGUUUCGGCGGCAAACCUCUGAUCAGAGGUCGCUGAGCUGUCGUUUCAUGGACUUUGAGGGAGACCCAAUCAUGCUGAUAUUGCAGGUUGUAUACAACUGUUGAAGUGACGUUUGAAACCGGGUCACUUGAGGGAUCCAUGUCGAGCAUGAAUAUUGCUGACCCUUAUAUGAUGUCCGCGUGAUGAGUGCCAAGGGAGGCGAGUGAUGAAAUUUGAUACGGAUCAGGACCAAGAGGCAGUGUAUGCGUGGAAGCCAAAUAUGCGUAUGGGGGCGAGGCGCGGCUCUGCGAUCACGAAAAGAAAGAUCCGAGCUUGAGAAAUUGGCGAGGAUUGUCACAACAGUAGCGAACGAACGUUGAAUGGCUGAAAACCCGUUGUAAGAGAGGUUGAUGGAGAUUCUAAACCUUGUACGGAGAGGUAAAGAUAAACUUUUUUUUUAUGGAUCGACUGAAGGUGGAUAGCAAUACCUUUGAAGAGUGGGGAGUGGGUAUAUGCACGUCCGACGGACCUUCAUGAUUGAACGAGAACGAAGUG